AUGUUGUAUGAACUCAUAGCAAUCGUCCGGCCAGGCAACCUCGCAGAGGUGAAAGAAAUCGCCCGCACAGCCGGUUCCCUCAUCCUCAGAUCCGGCGGCACCAUCCGAGGUAUUAAUAAUUGGGGCGUCUUUGCUCUACCGAAACGGACGCGCAAACAUCAGGCGCAAUACACGGAUGGCCAUUACUUUGUUAUGAGAUACGAUGCGUCGAGUAAGAUUCAGGAUGAUGUGAGGACAACGUUGGGAUUGGAUCCAAGAAUGAUCAAAUUUAGCUCUGUGAAGCUCGGAGAUGGGACGCUGGAGAGUUUGAGCAAGAUAUCGGGUCGGGUUGACUGGGAGAAGCGAGAGGAGUUUUGA
Venustampulla echinocandica is the source of this 357-nucleotide messenger RNA. Its product is annotated as Ribosomal protein S6. Gene Ontology annotation, biological process: translation. Bases 1 to 357 code for a protein of 118 amino acids. Gene Ontology annotation, cellular component: mitochondrial small ribosomal subunit; ribosome. Gene Ontology annotation, molecular function: small ribosomal subunit rRNA binding; structural constituent of ribosome. The transcript is spliced from 3 exons. Lineage: Eukaryota; Fungi; Ascomycota; Leotiomycetes; Helotiales; Pleuroascaceae. The record is from RefSeq and is a predicted model, not a curated record.